Messenger RNA from Trichoderma reesei QM6a, 561 nucleotides. RefSeq lists its product as uncharacterized. NCBI's taxonomy places the organism in Eukaryota, Fungi, Ascomycota, Sordariomycetes, Hypocreales, Hypocreaceae. The record is from RefSeq and is a predicted model, not a curated record. The coding region runs from base 1 to 561 and encodes 186 amino acids. The transcript is spliced from 2 exons.
AUGUCUGGCGCUGGGGCUCAAGCUUCAAAUGACAAGCAGGAUGCCGGCUCUGCGAAAGAGGGGCUUCCUCCGCUUUCAGACCACGAGUUUAAGAUCUACAACCGUCUGGCAGAGAGAAUGGAUUGGUUUCACAACAACUUCCGGCGAUCCUGGAACAUCCUCUGGCAAGCCUGCACCACAGGCCGCCGCCCUCAAGGCUUGUCCAUCAAGCAGCUGCUCCAGAUCGGCGCCGAGUUUGCCGAGCAUCUCACCGUCCACCAUUCCAUCGAAGAGACGUACGUCUUCCCCCAGCUGGCGCGGCGGAUGCCCGAGUUCGACCCCAAGAAAGGAGACCUGGUGAAGCAGCACGCGCAGAUCCACGACGGGCUGGAGGAGUUUGAAAAGUACCUUGGGCAGGUCAAGAGCGGCGAGAGGGACUUUGAGCUGAGCGUCUUGAAGGAGAAGAUGGAGAGCUGGGGAGGAGUGCUGUGGACGCACCUGGAUGACGAGGUGAGGUCGCUAGGAGCGGAGAAUAUGAGAAAGUACUGGACGAUACAGGAGAUUCAGCGGCUGCAGAUGUGA